This is a messenger RNA of Sphenostylis stenocarpa, 2952 nucleotides long. Lineage: Eukaryota; Viridiplantae; Streptophyta; Magnoliopsida; Fabales; Fabaceae. The record is from the annotation of a GenBank genome assembly.
AUGGAAAGAAGAAAAAAUUGUUUGGAAACACUGCACUGCAAUGAACAUCACUUGGCACCUCUCAGUUUAUCACCUCAAUCACCACCAGAUAUGAUUCCGAAGAUUCCGUCACAGUAUUUAUCAUUUGCGUUAGGGUUUCUGCUUUGCGCUACAAUCCCUUUCGUUCACGCUGAGUCGUCCACGUGCUUGACGAUCUACAAGAACGGUGGUGCUCCGGCGGUGUUCCAGUCCCCAAAAUGCCCCCGCUGGAAGCUCUCCGACUACGAUUCUCCUCCCCAAACCACCGCACGAUGCCAGAUUGCGAUGCUCCAAGGCCGCAGAAAGUCGCAAGAGGAUCGCGCUCUCUGUGUCCUCGAUGUUCGCAUUCCCUUCCCCGGUGCGAACGGGAUCAAGGAGGUUCCGGUCGGCGUUGUGGCCGUUUUCGACGGUCAUAAUGGUGCAGAAGCUAGUGAAAUGGCGUCGAAGCUUUUGCUGGAGUAUUUUGUUCUGCAUACGUAUUUUCUUCUCGAUGCCGCCUUUUCUGUUAUUUCGAAGACGUCAUCAGAAACAUUGCUUCACAAGAGAGACCAUGAUCAUGUAAACGUACUGCAUAGAUGGAAGGAGAUUCUAGGUUUGGAAUGGCAUGAACUGCAUUUUGAAAGAGUUGCUUCCUUGGUUUACAAGUUUCAGAACACCUUUUCUCCAAAUUUUGAUGAUUCUUUUCACUUGGAAAUUUUGAAGGAAGCGUUGUUGAGAGCAGUCCAUGACAUUGAUGCUAAUUUUUCUGAGGAAGCCUCUAGAAAUAAUCUUCACUCAGGAUCGACAGCUACCAUUGUUUUGAUAGCGGAUGAUAAAAUUUUGGUUGCCAAUAUUGGAGACUCUAAGGCCAUCUUGUGCUCUGAAAAUUUUCAGACUCCUAGAGAGGCUAAAGGUGAGAAAGAUUAUGAAAUGCAGAAAGAGCGCGACAGUUCUGUUUCCAUGUGGGAUCGUGAAAAGUACAAAUUGGCUUCGUCGCAUGGUCUCACUCAUUUUGCAGUAAAGGAAUUGACCAGUGAUCAUCAUCCAGACAGAGAUGAUGAAAGAAUUCGGGUGGAAACAGCUGGUGGUCAAGUUCAAAAUUGGGAUGGUCUGCCUCGCAUAAAUGGUCAGCUGGCUGUUACACGGGCUAUUGGUGAUGUACCCUUUAAAAGUUAUGGUGUUAUAUCUGCACCAGAAGUGACUGAUUGGCAGCCUCUGACAGCUAAUGAUAGCUAUUUGGUGGUAGCAUCAGAUGGUGUAUUUGAGAAGAUGAGCUUGCAGGAUGUUUGUGAUUUGCUGUGGGAAGUAAGCCGUUUCAGUAACAUGAGAUCAGAGUGUACCCCUUCUUCCUAUUCGUUAGCUGAUUUAUUAGUUAAAAAUGCCCUCAAAAAGGGCAGCAUGGACAAUGUAGCAGCUGUUGUCAUUCCUCUGAAAUCUGUCAAAUCUUCAGGAAACUUGCUUGGGGGAAGUUAUAUUGGAAAGAGGGAUGCAGGUUUCCCAUUAUUUGGUUUUCAGGAAACGGCCUUCAAAAGCUCAGACUUGACAUGUGAUGAAGCAGCUUCAAUUGAUUGUUCGCUGCUUCUAGCCGCAUCUUCUCAAUCUGCUUUUGGUUCUGCAGAUAUUGAUUCACUAGUUCUUCAACCACCGCUUUCAAUUUGUUCUUCCUGGGAGACAUUCUCUAGCCAGCACAUUAUGUAUGCUUCUGUUAAUACUCAUGAUAUUAGCUAUGGAAUCUCUAAUGACAUUGCUACUAAUCUUAUGCACUUGGAGCACCCCCAUCUGGUAGAUACCAAUUUUAAGCGAAUAUUGGUUCAAGUAAAAGAUGGCGAUGUUGGCUGUUUUUAUUUAUCUGAAAAUCUUGAUGAACCAGAGGACUCCAAGCAGAUUGCCAAAAAAAUUGACUGGGAUGACUAUUUGUAUGAACUACCUCCGCCUUUACCAGAUGCCCUUCAUCAACAUGCCACUUCAGGUGGUCCUGUAAAUUUAUACGAUAAUAACCAAAACUUUUGCUUUCACCUUGGUCCAACUGUUAAUGAAACUGAAGACCAAUGCAUAAAUCCUGAAGGCUUUGCCAGUUUCAUUGGUCUUCUUGAAUCAAUUCCUUUACAUGAUAGUGAUUCCAGUAAUGGGUCUACAGAUUAUUCAAUGCCGGAUUUGAAGUAUGAGUUGAAGAAGAGUUUUGGACGUGGAUCAUUUGGUGAAGUAUGGUUGGCUUUUCAUUGGAAUUGUAAUCAACAUAGUAAUGCUGCAAAAAUGAGCAAGGAUGUCACAAAUACAACCAGCAGCUCAACUGCCUCUGAUUGUCAGGAUGGAUGUGCUAGAUUACUUGACCUGAGAGGAAGCUGCUUGUUUUAUUCUUUUACUGGUUUGUCAUUUGUUCCUCUUCAGCUUCUGCUGAAUGCUUUGGAUCUUGGAGUAGCUCAGUCCUCCGUCCCUUAUUUUAAGAGGAAGCUCUGUUUUCAGGAGGUGGAGAGGGGGUCAGCUGUUUACUUAAGUGGGCUGAGAGAGAAGUACUUUGGAGAAAUUUUCUUAAAUGCCUCGACAUGCUUUGAAGAUUCACUAUCAGCUGGAAAAUCAAACUGUGUCUUGGAAACAUCAUCACAGUUUGGUCCUGAGAAAUCAUUUCCAAACAAAUUUUGGCUACGAAGAACCCCAUAUGAAGAAGGUUUGAACCAUAUUGCAAGAUAUGUGGAGUCUUUUGAGUCUCUUGCAAAUGAAAUUUGGCUUGUAUUUAGUUAUGAGGGUGUGUCAUUGUCGAAACUUCUAUAUACCGGGGAAGACACAUAUGGUACUGCUGAGCAAGAAAGACUUGAGCAAGCUAAACAUGCUAAGAUACUGCGUCCAUCAAAUUGGUGGCAUUGGUUGAAAACAACAGAAGAAGGGCAAGCGGAAAUGCGCAACCUUAUCUGGCAGCUGGUAUGUCUUAAGUGUAGGUUCUAUGAGGGAUUGACCUGA